Messenger RNA from Acanthisitta chloris (rifleman), 3240 nucleotides. RefSeq names its product cyclic nucleotide gated channel beta 1 (gene CNGB1). The record is from RefSeq and is a predicted model, not a curated record. Gene Ontology annotation, biological process: monoatomic cation transmembrane transport; retina homeostasis. The transcript is spliced from 27 exons. Gene Ontology annotation, molecular function: intracellularly cAMP-activated cation channel activity; protein-containing complex binding; cGMP binding. NCBI's taxonomy places the organism in Eukaryota, Metazoa, Chordata, Aves, Passeriformes, Acanthisittidae. Gene Ontology annotation, cellular component: photoreceptor outer segment; intracellular cyclic nucleotide activated cation channel complex; plasma membrane. The annotation marks the transcript as partial.
AUGGGUUGGAUUGACCGGGUGGUUCCUCAGCCCCCGGUGCCCCAUCAGACAGAGGAGACCCCUCGUGCCCCAGUGCAGGAGCCAGAGCCAGUCAAGGCACCAACGGGAAAGGCUGGUGGCCCCACAAAUGCUGCUGACCGUGCACGGACUGAGGAAACGGAAAAGAAAGUGGAAUUUGCGGUCCCUGAGGAGACAGGCUCUGUGUUUGACAGCGUGGGGAGCAGUGUGCUCUCCUGGCUCUCCUAUGGGUUGGAGAAGGUGAUUCCCCAGCCAGCCCCACCCCCAGGGAUGCUGCAGACGCUCGGGAAGAGCUUUGAGACAAGCGUUGACAUUGCCGAUCAGACGGAGAUCCAGAUCCUGGACGAGGACGAGGAUGGUCUGGAGAUAACUCCCUUCGAUCCAGAUGAGGAAGGCUCUGAUGUUGACUCGGAUACCGGCACAGAGCAGUGGGCAGGAAAACGAGUGCUCACCUGGCUGUCACAGGGCUUCGAGAGGAUUGUGCCACAGCCAGAUGGGGCAAAAAAGUCAGAGGCAGACCCGAAGGAGCAGAAGUGUGAAGCCAAGGUGGAAGUUCAUAUAGGCACUGAGGGACCCAGGGACACCAUCAUCAUCUUGGAAGAGAUCGAUGAUGACCGGAUUAGCAAAGUUACAUGUGAGAUGACAGCCUUGGGCCACAAGGCCGAGCUGGAGGCAGACAUUUAUUCCCUCACCCCCAUACAGGAGGAACCUCAGGAAGAAGAAAACAGGUUGUGUUUGUGCUCCCUGGGUGCUACCAAGGAGGGAGAGGAGGAGGAGGAGGAGGAGGAGGAAGAGGAAGAGAGGGAGGAGAAAGAGAGGAAAGAGAAGGAGGAGGAAGAGAGGAAGGAGGAGGAAGAAGAGAGAAAGGACAAAGAGGAGGGAGAGAGGAAGAAGGAGGAGGAAGAGAGGAAAGAGAAGGAGGAGGAAGAGAGGAAGGAGGAGGAAGAAGAGAGUAAGGACAAAGAGGAGGGAGAGAGGAAGAAGGAGGAGGAACAGAGGAAAGAGAAGGAGGAGGAAAAGAGGAAGGAGGAGGAAAAGAGGAAGGAGGAGGUGAAGGAAGAGAGGAAGGAAGGGAAAAAGGAAGAGGCAAAGGAAGAGAGAAAGGAGGAGGCAAAGGAAGAGAGGAAGGAAGAGAGCAAGGAAGCAGUUACUACCUCUGCAAAAGAGAGAAGCUGUAAUUACCCCACUGUGGAGAUCAAGGAUGUGGACAGCCAAGACGAUGCUGUGGAGAAUGAUGGUACCCACUUACUGGUGCCUGCUGCCAGUGCUCCCAACAUGCUGGCAGUGCCCAGCACAGCAUACCCCAGGAGGAAGCGACUGGUCCCAGAGGAGAGUCUGGACAAGGGACUGGUGAGCCAGUCCCCAACCCGAGUGCUGGGCUGGGACAAGGAGCAGAGGGAAAGCCUGCCUGAGCAUGUCGGCUCGGCCACGAGCCUGAGCAGUGCCAUCAUCAACACUCGGCUCCAGGAGCUGGUGAAGCUCUUCAAAGAGAGGACUGAGAAGGUGAAGGAGAAGCUGAUUGACCCUGAUGUCACCUCGGAUGAGGAGAGCCCUUUGGCAUCCCCAGGUAAGCCAGCACCUGUGGCAGCACCAGAGCCUCCACCAGAAGGGGAGUUGGAGGGUGACAAGCCAUCAAGGGAUGACCACUGCUGUGAGAUGUUGUGCUGCAUUUUCAAGUGCCAACCCUGGCUGGACCGCCUGAAAAACUACCAGUUCCCCAGCAGCAUCGACCCACUCACCAAUCUGAUGUACGUGCUGUGGCUGUUCUUCGUUGUCAUGGCCUGGAACUGGAACUGCUGGUUGAUUCCUGUCCGCUGGGCUUUCCCCUACCAGACACCAGCAAACAUCCACUGCUGGCUGCUGGUGGACUACCUCUGCGACCUCAUCUACCUGCUGGACAUCCUUGUCUUUCAGACCCGGCUGCAGUUCAUUCAGGGGGGAGACAUCAUAACUGAUAAAAAGGCCAUGAAAGAGAACUACCUGCGAUCACGACGUUUUAAGAUGGAUGUGGUGUGCCUCCUGCCCCUGGAUUUCUUCUACUUCAAAGUCGGAGUUAACCCACUCCUGCGCUUCCCUCGCUGUCUGAAGUACAUGGCCUUCUUCGAGUUCAACAACCGCCUGGAGGCUCUCCUGACCAAGGCAUACAUCUACAGAGUAAUUCGGACCACUGCCUACUUACUGUACAGCUUGCACAUCAACUCCUGUCUCUAUUACUGGGCGUCAGCCUACGAAGGACUGGGCUCUACCACCUGGGUCUAUGAUGGGGAAGGAAACAGCUACAUCCGCUGCUACUACUGGGCAGUCAAAACCCUCAUCACCAUCGGGGGCCUGCCAGACCCCAAGACACUGUUUGAGAUUGUCUUCCAGCUGCUGAACUACUUCACAGGCAUCUUUGCUUUCUCGGUCAUGAUCGGGCAGAUGAGAGAUGUGGUCGGUGCUGCUACUGCUGGGCAAACUUACUAUCGGAGCUGCAUGGACAGUACCAUUAAAUACAUGAACUUCUACAAAAUCCCCAAAACUGUUCAGAACCGGGUGAAAACGUGGUAUGAGUACACGUGGCGUUCGCAAGGCAUGUUAGAUGAGUCAGAGCUGCUGGUGCAGCUGCCAGACAAGAUGAGGCUGGACAUCGCCAUCGAUGUGAACUACAACAUCAUGAGCAAAGUGGCCCUUUUCCAGGGCUGUGACAGACAGAUGAUCUUUGACAUGCUGAAACGACUCAGAUCGGUGGUCUACCUGCCUAAUGACUACGUGUGCAAGAAGGGAGAAAUAGGCCGUGAGAUGUACAUUAUCCAGGCAGGACAAGUGCAGGUACUGGGGGGACCCGAUGGCAAAUCCGUGCUGGUGACUCUGAAAGCUGGAUCCGUGUUUGGAGAAAUAAGCUUGCUGGCAGCAGGAGGGGGCAAUCGCCGAACAGCAAACGUCGUUGCUCAUGGCUUCGCUAACCUGUUCAUUUUGGAGAAGAAGGACUUGAACGAGAUCUUGGUGCACUAUCCGGAGUCUCAGAAGCUGCUGCGUAGGAAGGCUAAGAAAAUGCUGAAAAGCAAUAGCAAACCCAAAGAUGAGAAAGGAGGCCCUGGAGACCCGCUGAUCAUCCCCUCGAAAACUGGCACCCCGAAGCUCUUUAAGGCUGCCCUGGCUGCCACAGGGAGGAUGGGGGGCAAAGGGCCACUGGCACAGCUCCGCUGGAGGCUGAAGGAGCUGAAGGAGAUGCAGGCAGUGCAG